GUGGUGUGCGUCAAUGCGUCGGACACCAAAUAACCAAAGGACAAAGUUGUUUAACUUAUAUGAUGUUGUUGCACAAAUUGUCGAAUAUUUAUUUUAAAUAACGACAAUGUGGGUCGCCAGGAGAUUUCUGUCGUUACUCGUCAAAAGAGCUCAGUUUGCGGGGCCCUCUGGUUUGUUCCGUCGCCCUCAGCACGGUUCCCUCCCCGAGCUAGAGCUGCGGUACCUCCAGUGCACCUGCUGCUGGAGAAGUCGGGUUCCCGUGGCCGGCUUUGAGACCCUGAACGCCACUCUGUCCUCCACGUCUGAGCCCUGCAAGGAGGACGCGACCAGACCGCUGGACGCCUGCUACACCUCCACGCAACGAGACGCCAUCCUCCAACUCCUCAACAACGCCACAUCGACAGAGCUGGCCUGCGUGAAGCUGCUCAGAGGCCGCAAAUCGGUCAACAUUGUGGAGUACAGGACUAAAAACGGACCCUUUAAAACGCUGGAGAGUGUGGUGAAUGUGCCGCUGCUGAAGCACAAAAGUGCUGUCAUAGUCUUUAACUCCAUCCUCAACCCGGUUAAGAAGGAGAGGAAAGUGAGGAUACAGCUGGCCAAGUUUAUCAGGCCAGAGGUGGACAGGUCCUGGCUGGAGGACGCCAGUUCCAUCGUGUCGAUAGUAUGCGGGACAAAUAAAAUCGCCUGGGCACAUGUGGACCGUGGAAUGACUGUACUGGAUUGGCGACAGCUGGAUUGUCCCAACUUCUUGAGAGGCACAUACCUGGCUUCUGCUUAUCUGAAUGAUGUCUCUUCAGCUGUGGCACUUCUCCCAUUAGCGGACUUCUACAUAAUAGAGAAAAGCUCCAUCUCAGUCCAGAAUACAGCUCUGUUCCCCGUUAUGGCCCAUAUGAGGACUGUGGAGGCCAUGCUGUUCGCUCUGCUGGAGCCCAAAAACUCCCCAGAAGAGUCCAACAUUCCUCCCAGAGUUCUUAACAUGAUGCGGACUGCUGUUGGACGUCACUUUGGACUGAUGGUGGGCGAGGCUCGGACCAGCGGAGCGCAGACAGUGCGACAGUUGAUGACUGAAUCCGUGACACAGAAGCUUCCCAGGAUAAAUUUUCCCCAAGAGCUGCUGGUUAAACAUAGGAAUUCCUUCCAGAUGGGCAGCAGAAGAGGAGGAGAGGAACUCUGCGACGCGCUACUUCAGGCUGUAGCUUUCUAUGAGCUGCUCAGUGAAUCUUCCUCUUAGCUGCGACCUGUUCUGAUCACACUGCAUCCGCUAAAAUAAAUCUCCUAAGUGGCAUUCUGAGCCCUUUUGAACUUUACCAAACGGAUCUGAUGGGGAUUAAAAAUGUGUUUAAAAAACUGAAUAUUCUUACUGUUACUUUAAUGUUGUUUUUCAGGAUCCUGACCAUGAGGGCUGCUUCUGUGUUGUGUUAUUUUUGCAGUUGACCUUGACAGUUAACUUCCAUUUUUCUGCUGUCUGAGAAUUUUCACUGUUUGUGUAAAAUCUGUUUUCUGGAUUACGUUAGAAGAAUGAAACAUUUUACACAGAUCUCAACAGCAACCUGUGUCAGUACCUCAAAAAAGUAUUUAACAUUGUUUAAAACUGCUCCACAAAAAUAGACUUUUAUUCACUCUUUAUGGUUGCACUUACAUGUAAAUAAAACAUAAUUUCUCAUCUCAA
Molecule: messenger RNA, 1669 nt
Organism: Stegastes partitus (bicolor damselfish)
Lineage: Eukaryota; Metazoa; Chordata; Actinopteri; Pomacentridae
Gene: tefm
Product: transcription elongation factor, mitochondrial
Exons: 5
Coding region: 107-1231 (374 amino acids)
Biological process (GO): transcription elongation by mitochondrial RNA polymerase; mitochondrial transcription
Cellular component (GO): mitochondrial nucleoid
Molecular function (GO): nucleic acid binding; DNA polymerase processivity factor activity
Source: RefSeq, a predicted model, not a curated record